AAAUAACUGGCAUUCGUUCAGAGACUCUUUCUGUGCCUCAAGAAAUCAAAGCAUCUCAGCUGUGGAAAGAGAUAGAAGCUCAUCAUCCUGGAUUGGCUGAUGUUAGAAAUCAGGUGAUAUUUGCUGUUCGUCAAGAAUAUGUCGAGCUCGGAGAUCAGCUCCUCCUGCUUCAACCAGGAGAUGAGAUCGCCAUCAUCCCCCCCAUUAGUGGAGGGUAGCACUGUUGAACAAUCUAGGAAAGAAGUGGAUGAAGUUGAAGAGAAACCUAAAGAUAUAAUAAAGUUCACUGCUGAGAAACUUGCAGUAGAAGAAGUCUCACGCCUUGUGAUCUCUCCCCUUUGUGGUGCGAUAUCUCUUUUUGUAGGAACGACAAGAAAUAACUUUGAGGGAAAAAAAGUCAUUAGCUUGGAAUAUGAAGCUUAUUUACCAAUGGCAGAGAAUGAAAUCAGAAAAAUAUGUAGUGAUAUUAGGCAGAAGUGGCCAGUUAAACACAUAGCAGUGUUCCAUAGACUUGGGAAAUGUAUGAAGAAUCAUCAUCAUCUUGGAAAACAAACAAAGAAUGUUUUUGGGCCAACAAUAAGUAGUCACAUUUGUAGAACACUCAAUAUUAAAUUUGGCAAACUUAUUGCUGCUCACAUUUUGAUUUUUCUUUUCUACAAAUGAAGAUGAUUCAUUGAUGCAUCAUCACUGAGGUGAUGUCAGCUCACUGACAUCAAAUUGGAGAAAAAGGAAGCAAAUGGAUUGAUGUGGGUGAUGAGGGGGACAGGAUAUUGAAGUGUAUUUGAGUAUAUUUACAUAUAUUGAAAUCAAUAGGAUUGAUGUCUAUAGGUGUGUCUUUCCAUGACUGACUUCUGAUUGUCUCAGCUCAGGCUGAGGUGUGGUCUCUCCCAUUCUUAUGUCUCAGAGAGUAUGUCCCCCACCCCAGAUCAACUUUGUUAUCAGACUUGAUAUUGUAUAUUAAAUAUUUUUCAGAACUUAUAUAGUUUAGAAAAUAAACCCUUGAAUUCAGGAAGCUUAAAAAUAAGCCAUGCACCAGUAUCUCACACCUGUAAUCCUAGCUACUCGGGAUACUGAGAUCUGAGGAUCCUCUGGCAGAGAAAUCCAUUAGACUUGUAUCUCCGAUUAACUAGCAGAAAGCCAGAAGUGGAGGUGUGGUGCCACUUGACGCCUUGAGUUCAAAUCCUACUCUACUGACACCAAAAAAACUUUAAAAAUAGUAUUUUUUUGCUCCUUAAAAUUUGGUUAUAAUUGAUAAAAUAUUUUAUUUAUAAAGUCUUCUAGUAUUUUAGACCCAUAAUUGUACCAUAAUAGUUUUCAUAUUUUUAUUAGGUAUUAAUAUGGUAUCAAUAUACAAAUUAGCAUACAGGUAUGAAACUAGUAAUAUAUGGUUUUUGUGUAAAAAUAUUAGUUGAUGUUUAAAAUUUGACCCACACCUGUUUAAAGAAAUUAUGUUAAGGAAAUGAAUAUAAAAUUAUAUUAUUUAUUAAAGCAUUUUCAGAAAAUUUUCCUUUGGAUAUUUAUGCAACAUUAUCAUUAUUGAAGCCACAAAUAGUUAAUUUUCCAAGGCUUUCCAUUUCCUUACAAAUGGGGCGGUGUCAUUCUUUCUGAUGGAAGCAUAGAA
Molecule: messenger RNA, 1621 nt
Organism: Dipodomys spectabilis (banner-tailed kangaroo rat)
Lineage: Eukaryota; Metazoa; Chordata; Mammalia; Rodentia; Heteromyidae
Gene: Mocs2
Product: molybdenum cofactor synthesis 2
Exons: 5
Coding region: 139-663 (174 amino acids)
Biological process (GO): Mo-molybdopterin cofactor biosynthetic process
Cellular component (GO): cytosol
Molecular function (GO): molybdopterin synthase activity
Source: RefSeq, a predicted model, not a curated record